UUAAAUUAGACCGCUAUAUCUUUCUAUUUCUUAACAUUGUUUUCAGAUAUUUUAUCAUUCUACUUUAAUUUUUUAUUCGAAAGAUCUUGAAGGAAUAAUUUUGUUGCGAGUGUAAUUGGAGCUACAAACCUUUCACAAAAAUCAUCGAUAGACAUGGCGACAAUAAUAUAUUCUGUUAUGAAAUCAUGUGUCAUACACAAAACGAUACCAUAAAAACAUGUAAGAUCAGUCUAUUUAGUUCAGAAAUAUUCUUUUCUUUUUAUAUCAUCAAUAUUUAAAUAUAUCAGUAAUUAUUCUAUUAUGGAAAGGUAUAAUACUCAGAAUUCUAGAUAUUUAUCUGCUAUUACAUCUCCAAUAAAUAUUCUUUGUAUGGUGGAUAAAACAUUCAAAGAGGAUCCUGUACCGUUGCUCCAUAAAAUUGUCAGAAAUUAUAAUGAAGAAAUAAUAUCAAACUACAAUGACUAUGAAACGUUACAUAUAUUCUACACGGUUUUAUGUUAUGAAUAUCAAUUAUUUAUCAAAUAUCAACUCAGUAAUUCAUCACACGAAAUUAAUAUUGGAGCACAGAAUAUUUCAGAAGCUAUUUCUAAUAUCAUAAAAAUCUUAAUAGAAAAUAAUGAAGAUCUAAAUGAAAAACAUAAAAAACUUAUUCUAGACAUAAUAGUUCUGCAGAUAAUUCUUUAUGGGAAUAUUGAGAGUGUUAAUAUAAUUUUGAAAGCUUUAUUAUCUUCUACAGAAUCGAUUAGCGACAAGAAUCCCAAUCAUAAUCUUUUUUCUGAACUUGUUGAUUGUGUAUUAGAUUCACUAUGUUUAAAUCCGAAUUUUAAAGAUGAAGAAAUAAUGAAAAAUACUUACACCUUACUUAUAGAACAAAUGAAUAUCUGGUUUUUUAAAACAGAAUGUUUAAACUGGAAACAUUUUGUUCAAAUAUUAAAUAAAUUAAUGAUUAUAUUUGAUAGUGCAUCAACAUUAACACAUAUAUGGGAAAUGAUUUUAGAUUCCAAACAUGAUGAUUGGGAAAAGCCAUUAACACUUUUAUGCACCAUGAUUGAUAAUAUGCUAUCUUUGCCAUCUGAUGCAAUAAUUCAUUUAAAUAUUAGCUACUGUAAUAACCAGAAUAAACUUUGGCAGCUAAUAAAAUGGGGAAUCACUUCUAAAAAAGAACAAAAUUGUAAACAAGCAUUAUACAUUUUUAAAAUCAUUCUUAAUUUUAUUGAGGAACAUAGGAUGAUACCUUUUGAACCAAAAAUUGUUCCUUUUGUUUACUGUCCUCAAUAUGACCAGCAAUCAUCACUCAAGAGAUUGAGAGACAAUUUUUUUUUAAUACUAGAAAGUUUAGAAGAAAAGCAAGCUCAUCUCAUUACACCUAUCUUGAAAAACCUUGAAGAUCUUAUUCAAUUUAGCAUUGAUCAUGUAUCAUGUAACAACUGUUUGGACAGUAAAUGGAUUGCUUGUAUAAUAAAACGACUUCUAGAUCAUAAAACAAGUUUAAUAAUCAAAUCUGGAGUUUUGAGUUUGUUAAAAAUAAACCCAAAUUUUUUUACUGAAGAAUUACUGAUACUUCUCUUGAAAGGAUUAAAUAACACAUUUUUAUACAGUAAUCCAACUCUGAACAGCCUACCAAUUGUUGUAGAAGAAUUAUCUAAGUUAUUUGUACUGUCAGAAUAUAAUGGAAUCGAUCUAAUUAAUAGAUUUAUAUUUACUGCAUCAGAGAUUUCGUGGACACCAAUUCCUUUAUACUACAAUAUUUUUUCAUUGCAAAAUGCAGCAAAACAAAUAGAAGAAGUUAAAUAUAAUAUUUUUACUGAUAAAGAAUUGAAUCUCUUCACUGAUAUAAUCCAAAAAUCCUUCAAAAUUUUUAGUUAUAACUUUAGACAAUUACUGUUGGAUAAUGUUCUCACUAUCUUUCUUACUUUUGCAAGGAAACCAUUAAAUUUAAAAUCACUAGCUUCAUUUUUUAUGUUUUAUACUGAAAAUCCAAAGAUUUAUUCGAAUGACGUUGUAAAUUAUUUCAGUAAAAACAUAACGAAAGAUCAUGCUACCCAGUAUUUAUCUGAGCAUUGUAAAAAAAUAUCAUCAACUGAACUGGUAAAUGAAGCAGACAUUUGGCAAAUUAGCACGAUGUUGAUUAUUCUUCAAAAUGCACAAUUGAUUUUCAAUUCAUACGAAACACGAAAAAUGGUAAAUGAAGUUUUUCAAUUAAUUAUUGAUGCUGAUGUCAGACCAUACAUUGAUAAAAAUCAAUGUUUAAACGUAACACAAUUUAUUAAUGUUUUAUUUAAAACAAACCAAAGAAAUCUGGAAAAUGAUCCUCAUAAGCUUUCUAGUUUGAUAAUACCAUAUUUUGAAUUUAUCAAAAAGUUAAUUUCAAAAAAUUUACGACAUAGUGCUUAUAUACAAUCUUUUACAGAAGUUAAAAUAUAUGUUGAAUGUUUCGACACCAUAUCAAAAUUCUAUAAAUCAAUGAAAACUGAAUGUACUUUGUGUACAACAAUUGGUCGUGAAGCUAUUCAGUAUCUUGAUAGCUCGUAUGACAAAUUUGAAAAUAUGAAAAAUAUAAAAUAUUGGUUUCAAUUAAAAAUAGCAGUUCUCUAUUUAGAUAUGAAAGAAAAUAUUGAUUAUGAAUUUUCUUCAAAAAAUUAUCAAGAAUUUUUAAAAAAGAUGAUCCAUAGAAAACUAGACACUUCAGAGAAAUCUAACAGUGAUUGUGAUAAUGGUAAAAUAAUAUCAGAUUGUUACGAAUUAACUGGUCAAUUGUUUGAGCAACUUAUGAAUAAAAUGAUAGCAUCCAAUUAUUUAGGGGUCGACAAUGUAUCAAGUUUACUAGAAUGUGAUCUAGAAAAAUUCAUCGAAAUUGGUAAAGAAUUCGUUAUAUCACCAAUUAUGAAAGCUUUACAUCUUUUAUUGAAAAAAAACUACUCCUUUAUGUGUACGUUGAUAUUGAAAUCAGAUACGAUAAAUUCAAUCAUUGAUACAGCUUUUAAUUAUUUAUGGGAUUUGAAACGAGAUGAAUUAUACUGGUCAAGCCUUAACAGUCUUUUGCAAUUAAUUCUUGAUGAUAACUUCUUUAAAAUUCCAGAAUGUCAAAUAAUAACUCUGAAACACAUGAAAAUUGUCACAUCGCAAAGUCAGAAUGUUUUAAGAAUAAAAGAUUUAUUGAUAGAAAAUUUAAAAAAUAAUCUAGACACAUCAACUUAUUUUCAUGAUAUUUUAAUUUCUAAUUAUCUUGAUGCCAAUUUAGGAGAGAAUGACAAUAAAAUAAGAAUGCAGAUAUACAAUUAUAUUUUAAAUCAACGUCAGUGUCUAUUCCAGAAUGAUUAUGUUGAUUUACAAUUCAGAGCAAAAUCAAUCACAAUAUAUAUGAAAAUUUUACACAACAUAACAAAUUAUAAUGAUAUUAAGAACAUUUUACUCUUUUUAAUUUCAAAAUUAAAAAAAUAUGAAAAUAAAAGAUAUUUUGAAAAUUCAAGUAUUCAUAAAAUAAAACACAGAGUAAUGCAAUUAUUAUUAUUAUUACUUCGGUAUCUACGACAAGAAGAAACUAAAAUGUUGCACGAUUUCAUUGGCAAUCUUAUUAUAUCAGAAAGUAAUCAACUAACUGUGCGAAUGAUGCAAGAGUGGUUACUUAUUAAAAUAUAUUUAAAUAAUUUUGAAAUGCAACCAUUAGUGUGGGAAUUACUUGAAAGAAGUAAAUGUGAAAGACCUGGAAGUAUUGUUUCAAUUGCUUCCAUUAUAUAUCACGUAAGUCGUGGCCUUUCUUUUGAUAAACAAAUUGUUUAUAUUGAAGUUGCAAUUUCAACCCUCUUCUCCAGUUGUCUAAGCCAAAAGUUUGUCGUUCGAUUGUACUGUCAGGUCAUAUUGGAUAAAAUUUUAGACAUGAUUCCUUCACAUUUAUUAUCAAAUGAUUAUAAACUUAUCAAAAAAGGAAUCAAAGAUAGUAUGCUUCAUGGAAAUUUAAAGAAAAAUUCUUUAAAAUUAUCUGAUGAUUUCUAUUUUACAUCAUUCGAUCCAAUAAAAAAUUUUACGAUCGAGACAAUCUUUUAUGAAGUACCAAGAUUACUACGUAUGGCUACAGAUGAAUGCAUUAAGCAAGAAAUUUUGAGAAGCGUUGAUUUAAAAUAUAUUACAAUACCCAUGAGAAAUGUUGAUAAUAAAUUAUCAUCAUUGGAACCUACAGUGUAUUCAUUGAAAAAUCAAAAUGAAGGAUUCGAAGAUUUAAUCCAAAAUGAUACUAUAGAGAUUGAUAUUUGUGAUACAACAACGAUACAAAAGAAACCUAUGCCGUGGAAAUCAAUAAUUCCUAUAGAUGAUGAUUCAUUUAGAUUUUCAACCAUGAGACAGGAAAAAUUGGCAAAUGACGAUGGCAUGAUAGUAGUUGCCAGUUUAAUUGAUGGGAUGCCCAAUUUAGGAGGACUUGCAAGAACUGCAGAGAUUUUUGGUAUAAGAGAAAUAAUCAUUGAAAGUCUCAACUAUGUUGAAAAUAAAGAAUUUCAAACUUUAAGUGUAUCCGCUGAUAAAUGGAUUAAAAUAACGGAGGUGAAAGUUCAUAAUUUAAAGAAUUUUCUAUCAGAAAAAAGCUCGAUGGGCUGGGCCUUAGUUGGAGCUGAACAAACAAACAACAGUGUUAAUCUUCAUGAAAUGGAAUUCAAAAAAAAAACUAUUCUUAUCUUAGGCAAUGAAAAAAAAGGGAUACCUUCAGAUCUGAUUCCACUGUUAGACGUUUGUGUGGAAAUUCCUCAAACUGGAGUCAUUCGUUCUUUGAAUGUACAUAUUACUGGAGCUAUCUGCAUGUGGCAAUAUGCUCAACAACAUAUAUUUUGAAUAUUCUUUUAAUAUAAAUACAUUUGUUCUGUAACAUUUUCCAUACUAAAAUAAUUAAAAUAACUAUUUUUGGA
This is a messenger RNA of Chelonus insularis, 4895 nucleotides long. RefSeq names its product probable methyltransferase TARBP1. Gene Ontology annotation, biological process: tRNA methylation. NCBI's taxonomy places the organism in Eukaryota, Metazoa, Arthropoda, Insecta, Hymenoptera, Braconidae. The coding region runs from base 301 to 4821 and encodes 1506 amino acids. The transcript has 5 exons. The record is from RefSeq and is a predicted model, not a curated record. Gene Ontology annotation, molecular function: tRNA (guanine) methyltransferase activity; RNA binding.